This is a messenger RNA of Esox lucius (northern pike), 6323 nucleotides long. It is a transcript of the gene parp14rs1, whose product is annotated as poly(ADP-ribose) polymerase family member 14-related sequence 1. NCBI's taxonomy places the organism in Eukaryota, Metazoa, Chordata, Actinopteri, Esociformes, Esocidae. Gene Ontology annotation, molecular function: transcription corepressor activity; NAD+ poly-ADP-ribosyltransferase activity. The record is from RefSeq and is a predicted model, not a curated record. The transcript has 17 exons. Gene Ontology annotation, biological process: negative regulation of gene expression. Gene Ontology annotation, cellular component: nucleus; cytoplasm. The coding region runs from base 57 to 5522 and encodes 1821 amino acids.
CAGAGUUCAGAUUCACUGUCACCAGUAGUAGCUACCACAAGGGUUUUUAGACAGCAAUGGCAGACGCUUACGCAUUUACUUUGCUUGUUGAGUUUAAGGGUAAUCACAAUAUUCCGAAACUGAAAAACAAAUUAGUAAAAUAUUUCCAAAGUAAAAAGUCCAAUGGUGGUGAUUGUUUAGUGAAAUAUGAAGAUGAAGAAGCAGUGGUGCGGUUCAAAACAGAGGCGGCUAGGCAGAGAGUUCUUGAGAAGAAAGAACACGUGAUUCGGUUGGAUCAAGGAGUGCUAAAACUUAUAAUUCGACUGCCCUCAGAUGAGGUCACAAAAUGUGUGCAGGAUACCCCGUCUCCCAUCAAUUCAGGCAGCUCAUACCUAGAGAGUGUGCAUGGAGAUAGCCACACCCUCCUGUCUGAGUCCCAGAAGGAGACAGAGAUGGAGGUUGAUCCAAUAGAAGUGGAGGAAGAGCUGGUGUCUACCUCCGUAGUGUUGGGUAACAUUGAGAAGAGCAUGAACCAGGAGUUCUUGGAGAUGCUGAUUGAGAACAUUCUGAGUGCCCAUAACACCUCUGGUUGUGAUUCUGCAACUGAACUCUUCAGUCUGGAGAUCCUUCAACCUGCACUAGACACCAGUUUAGCUGUGGUGACUUUCCAACAUGGAAAAGAUGCUAAGGACUUCAUCACCUGCUGUACCAGCAAUAGGAUGUUCAAGCAGAAGCAACUGUCUGUAAGACUCUUAGAAAUAACACAAAAGGUUAAAGUUGAAAACAUACCUCCAAAUGUCUGUUCAGACCACGUCCAGCUGUCAUUUGGAAAAGGGGGUGAAGAAGUGGAAGUCGCUGAAAUGAAUGAAGAAGACCAAACCGCAAUACUCACCUUUCAGGAUCCUACAGCUGUUCACAGAGUCCUACAAAAGCCACAUUACAUCGAGAAGCAGCCUAUCAAGGCUUUCCCCUUCUAUGAUUCUCUGGGAACGGCCCUGUAUGGUAAAGACAGACCCAUAUUGACACUUCCUUCUGCCUUUACCGAAAACAUUGACCCUGCCAUUUGGAGAUUCCUCUGUGAAAACCAGGAAGCUGCAGAUACCAUCCACAAGGAAAUGACCAAACACUUUUGCAAAGUAGACCUCCAACAAUCAACCAUUAAGUUAAGCCCACUGCCAUGCCUACUCGAACAGAAUGGUGUGAAACCUAAGCAUGUGCAACAGUGGAAGGAUACCACUAAGGCAGCCUUAUUCCAAACCUUGUCUAACUUUAAGUCUUUGGAUCUCAAAGUUCAAGGCACAGCGUGGGAAGAGUCUGAAAGUGAUAUUCGCAGGGCUCUGUCCAGGGAGUCUGUGAUGGUUGUCCCUGACCAGGCCAGAAGUGUUUUGGUUGUUGUGGGAUUUGUAGGAGAUGUGGAUGGGCUCAGGGAGACACUGGAUGGGAUCAUGGAUAGGAUUGCUCGAAGAAUCAACAGAGAAAAGAUGAGCAUAACGGAGGAGUUCCCUCUGACUCCCUGUAUUUACCAUGUACUUUUGCAAGACGGCCUGUUAGACAAGAUUGUCAGUGAAUUCCCAGAGUUGAAGCUGACUUAUAAUCAACAGAACCAGAGUGUGACAAUCUAUGGCUUGACAGAAGAGGUAUUGGGUGCUAACAGAAAGCUUAUUGAAGGAGUACUAGCCCUGAAACGAAGGCUGGUGGAAUUGGAUGACUACCUUGUUAAGUUCCUGCAGGAUGAAGACCAGGAAAAGCUAACCAUUUCCUUAUUGACAUCACAGAGUAUCAAUGCAGCACUAGAAAUAGAAAGAAAAGGAGUGCUGCUUCUUGCUGUCUCUGAGGAGGUCUUGAGCGAUGCAGAACUUCUCCUGGAUACACUUCUGAUGUCUCAAUACAUAGAUGUUGAAGACUUGAAUGUCCUGAAAAUGUCAGAGUGGGAGAACCUAGUCAUCCGUUUGGGGGAUUCUUCAAACACUCCUUUCAGGAAAGUAAUGAUCCAGACAGCAGAUGACUAUUCAGCUCAACAAGUUGUAGUGUCUGGUUUCAAGGAAACUGUUCUGUCAGUCAGGAAUGAAUUGGAGGAUUUCUUACACCAAAACACUAGUGACAACGAAACUAUUGAAGUUAUACCUGAAGUCAUUGGUAAAUUCAUUCAGGAACAACACAAAGAUGCAUGGUCCGACAGAGUCAGAGAUAGUGGAGUUCAAGUAUCUUUUAAGGAUGGAGCCAUUUACCUGAGUGGAACCAGAGUUCAUGUAAGAGAUUGCAAAGCAUUAUUCGAAAACCUGGUGUCCUCCACGUUUUUUGACACCUUGACACUCUCCAUGCCUGGAGCAAAGAAGUUCUUCCAGGACAAGGAGGCCAUGUAUGUUUCUACAAUCAUGAGUCAGACAGGCUGUGUGGUCCAGCUGGUAGAAGACUACAGUGACAAGAGUAUACAAGAAAUUAAGCUGUCAGGAGGAGUGAAACCUACCUACCAGCUUCAGACAACUGAUGGGGUGGAGAUAGCUGUUUGUAAAGCUGACAUAUGCAGGUAUUCCGUACAUGCCGUAGUCAACGCUGCUGCUCUUGACCUGAAACACACUGGAGGUCUGGCAGGAGCUCUUCUGGAUGCUGCUGGCCCUCAAAUGCAGGAUGAGUGUGACCAGAUCAUCAAGAACAAGGGUCACCUCAAGCCAGGAGACAGUGUUAUCACUAGUGCAGGAGGGAAGCUGCACUGCAAGUCUGUCAUUCAUGCAGUGGGGCCCAGGUUUGACAAGGCAAACCCCCAGAAGGCCAUUGGACAGUUAAGGAGGGCGGUGAAAGGGAGCCUUGAUUUAGCAGAGACACACACCUGCUUGUAUGUGGCCAUACCUGCUAUUAGCUCUGGAAAUCUAGGCUUUCCUCUAACCCUGUGUGCAGACACCAUCGUCAAAGCGGUUAAAGAAUACUGUGAUGACAAGUUUGGGGAUAACACUCUGCAGAAGAUCCAUCUGGUGAACAAAGAUGAGCGGACUGUCCAAGCUAUGGAGGUAGCAGUACGGAACGUGUUUGGGAGCCAUGGGACUAGUAUUCCAAAACAGAAUCAACGCACAAUAGCCACACACAGCCAGCCUGGUAGUCAAGUUCAACGAACCAGCGGUUGCGACAGAGUGCAGACGCAAGAGGGACUGGCUAUUGUCUUGUUGAAAGGGAACAUCCAAGACUCUGUGACGGAAGUGGUUGUCAACACUGUGGGCAGUGACCUAGCACUUAACCAUGGUGCAGUCUCCAAGGCCAUCCUUACUGUUGCUGGGCCCCAACUACAGACCUUGGUAGACCAACAGGCCCAUGGCGGAAGAGUUGGGGACGUAAUUGUCACAGCUGGCUGUAAUCUAAAGAGCAAGCAGGUGUUUCAUACCAUUGCCCCUCACUGGGACAAUGGACAAGGACCAGCACAAAAGAACAUGAGCAAGAUUGUUCAGCAGUGCCUUGGUAUGGCAGAGCAGCAGGGAUUCCUCUCAAUUACUUUUCCUGCCAUUGGCACGGGAAACUUGGGCUUCCCUAAAGACCUGGCGGCUUGUCUGGUGCUGCAAGAAGUCCUCAGGUUCAGCCGUAAACAACACCCUAAGAGCCUGAAAGAGGUGGUGUUCGUCCUCCACCCUGGUGAUGCUCCAACGAUCCAGGCUUUCACUAAUGAAUUUCACAAAACGUUCACAUCCCAGUUGGGAACGCAAGGGAGUUCGGCAGCAUCCAGUCAACAUAUUAAAGGCCCUUUCUCUAAGGUCAUCUCAAGCUCAGGACAGCAUGAAACGAAGAUGGGAGCGGUUGUUAUACAGGCUGUCACUGGAGACAUCACCAAGGAAAUUACUGAUGUCAUUGUCAACUCCUCAAAUGUCAGCUUUAGUCUGCAUUCUGGGGUGUCUAAGGCCAUUCUUGAUGCAGCUGGUCAAACUGUGGUAGCAGAAUGCCAACAACUGGGAGCCCAGCCUAACAAUGGAGUGAUACUUUCCCAGUCAGGCAAUUUGAUGUGUAAGAAGAUCAUCCACUUGGUUGGUCAGACAGACCCAAAGAAGAUACAGGAGGUGGUCAAAGUAGCACUGCAGAUGUGCGCAGAGAACAACCUCACAUCCAUCUCCUUCCCUGCGCUCGGCACAGGCCAAGGCAAUGUGCAAGCUGGCCAGGUGGCGGAUGCUAUGUUGGAUGCUAUUGUGGAGUUUGUGAGACAGAAGUCUCAGAACAGUCUGAAACUGAUCCGGCUGGUCAUCUUCCAGCCAGCAAUGCUGACAGAGUUUCAUAAGUCAAUUCAGAAGAAGGAGGACACAAGGGUUGAUUUGAAGGAGAAUAGCAGCAUCUGGGGGGCAAUUAAGUCAUUGUUUACCUGGGGUAAAGCAGACAAGCCACUAAAGGAUGAGGACUUUAUCAUUGAGGGCCAGGAAGGGGAUCCAGCGUUUUUCCACAUCUGUGGCAAAUCUCAGGUCGGGGUGGACCAAGCCAAGCAUUGGAUCAAGGAUCUAAUCCUGAAGGAACAAGUCAGCAACAGUAUCAUAGACAAUGCUAUACUCAACCUGUCAGAUACCGACCGCCAGUGCAUCGAUUCUAUGCAGACAACAAUGGGAGUCAGUGUGAGGAUGGAAUACAAUUCGUUAAAGCAGGAAGCCAAGCUCACUAUUGAGGGCCUCAGCAAGGACGUCCUCAAUGCGAUCAACGACAUCCAGGGGAUGCUAAGGAAGGCCAGGGAUAAAGAAACCUUCGACAAGAAUGUGGAGUUGGCUAGGAACUUGGUGGAGUGGCAGUAUGAGCAGCAGCCAGGCAGGCAGUACCAGAGCUUUGACCAGAUCACCAACUUCCUUUUGGAACAGGCGCUGGAGAGGAAGCAGCCUCACACGGAGGUCUCUGUCCAGGGGCAGAUGUAUAAGGUCGCCCUGCCUGACGGGCCUGCAACUGAUACCCAUGGCAACAGCCUCAAGAUAAGACGAAUCAACAAGUUAGAAGUUGACACUCUCCCUCCACAUUGGGAUGCCAUGCCAGCCAACAAGUCAUGCCAUUCCUUCCUCGUCCAGCCAGGAAGCCCAGAGCACCAGGAAGUCUUGAAACUGUUCCAAGCCACCUGCACCAACAAUGUUAUAAAGAUUGAGAGGGUCCAGAACCCAAGCCUCUGGAUGAACGUCCAGAUCAAGAAAGGUGAAAUGGAGCUCAGGAACAGUCAUAAGAACAAUGAAAAGAGGCUCUUCCAUGGAAUGUGUCCUACUACCAUCAAUCACAUCAACCAGCAUGGUUUCAACCGGAGCUACGCUGGGAAAAAUGCUGCCGUACAUGGAAAUGGAACCUACUUUGCUGUUGCUGCAAGAUACUCAGCCAGUAACACCUAUUCAAAGCCAGAUUUGCAGGGGCAGAAGUACAUGUAUUUGUGUCGAGUUCUGACUGGAGAUUUUACCAAGGGACAACAGGGGAUGAUCGUGCCUCCAGCAAAAAAUCCUACAACAGCUCAACUCUACGACAGCGUGACAGACAACCCGGCACAGCCGUCCAUGUUUGUUGUAUUCAAUGACAUUCAGGCAUAUCCUGAGUACUUGAUCACGUUCCGCUAAACCACAAAACCACCAGAAAAGUAAUGCAACACAAGCUUUAUAUUCUUUGGAGAUUUCUGGAGCCUAGAUGACUAACCUUUCUGCUUUAAACACACUUAACAUUGUACACAAUGUUUCUUGAGAACUGAAAAAUACUGAUGCCACUUUUUAGUGUAUGCAUGGGGAUUCCUGUGAAUGUACAUACUUGUUACAUUUAUAUUGUAGCCAUUUAGCAGACUUAGAGGUGUAAUUAGGGUUUAGUGCUUUUCUCUAGGGGACAACCACAGAUUUUCACAGUAAUUCACUGAAUAUUAUUUAGGAUUUUAGUUCAGUGUUAUCAAAUUGACCAUAAAAUCAAUAUCACUGCCUUAUGACCAUAACUUUCUAUUGCAUUAGAUUAUGGAUAGAGAAUAAUACUUUUGGAAAGUACCAGACUGCUGAGAAAUCAAUCAUGUGACAGCAAAUGGAAUAUUUAGUAAAUGUGUUUACAAAUGAAAAAUGAAAAGGAAAGAAAAUAUCUGUUCCAGCAAGUAGAUGUUUGAACAUUCUAGAUUGGAUAACUCUCUUGGCCUUGUUUGUUAUGUUAUCUAAUCCUUCUUCAUGCUUUAGAAAGAGGGGUUUGUUACGUUUCAGUUUCAUCCUUCUGAGUCCUAGGGAUUGAUUUAUUACUACCGGAUUUACUGUUUAACACUUUGUGACAAAACAUGUUAUUGAUUGUUACAUUUCAUUGACCAAUUGACUGCCAAUGGAAUUACAUAUAUUAAUCUCAUUAAUGAAAAGACUGAAACCUCGAAAUAUAAAUAAAUCUAUUACUUAUAUGCA